ACGCAGCACGGUGAAUCUGGCUCUGCAGACUCAGCAGAACAUGAUCAUCAGACUCAGUAGGCCUAUUGUGGAGCUGCCGCCGGCUGGUCUUCAUUGUGCUGCUGGUGCACAGAAUAGAAAACACACGGAGGAGUAGGCUACAAAUAGUUUCUCACUCGGUCUGGAGUGAUGUUUGAAAAGACUGCUGGGUCAUAAGGACGGGCGAGAUGUUGCAGAGGGUUUCGACUGUUGGCUUUUACCUUCUGCAUUAGGACAAGUAGCCUGAAGUUCCACUCUUCUUCCUCCCAAUAAAUGAGCGAUGAAGAAGAUGGUGAUCCAGGCCUCCUGUAGGAAGGGUCUGCAGGUGUGUUUGUACUUACUGAUGGUGGGAAGAUUACAGGGCCGGGUAACAGCACCUGAGCGUCUGGAAGCUCCAGUGGAGAAGCCCUUCACUCUCACUUGCAGCGUUGUGAGGGACCGAGGAGAGACUCUAAGGCAGGUGCGUUGGCUGGAUGGCCAAAACCAGACCCUUCUGAGCUACCAGCCUGGUGACAAAGACAGUGUGAGUGGACAGCAGUAUGUAGAGCUGGCCGUCUCUCCGAAAGACACCUCGGCUAUCAUCAUCCGAAGGGUGGGCUUCCGUGACGAAGGCUGCUACACCUGCAUCUUCGACAUGCAUCCUUCUGGUUCAAAACAGGGCCAGACGUGCCUCACUGUGACCUCGCAUAUUUCCGCUGAAGGCAACAAAACAGCAGUGAGUGGCAAGAAGGCCUCUCUCUCGUGCUCCUAUGGAUUGCCUGAAAAGGUGGAGCAGAUAAUAUGGAGACACACCUCUGCACAAGGAGAAGCCACAGAGGUCGCCUCCUUUGCAAAGCGCAGUGACCCCAUGAUAGAGCCUCCGUUCCAGGGGAGAGUGUGGCUGAGCGCCUCCCUGUCCGACAGUCAGCUCACCAUCCAGCCGGUCACCAUCCAGGAUGAAGGCUGCUACACCUGCCUGUUCAACACACACCCCGAUGGGCCGAAGACCUCCACAGUUUGUCUCGCCACCUAUGUGCUGCCCAAACCUCAGGUGAGCUACAAGACCACGUCUCCAGGUGUGAUCGCAGCCAACUGCACCUCAGUGUCGCGGCCCCCGGCAGAGAUAGUGUGGAACGUGGAGAGGGAUAACCGCACCAUGGGCCCCCCUUUGACAACACAGAUCCCACAGAGCGACGGGACCACUCUGGUCAUCAGUACGCUGACCGUCCAAUCAGGGCUGCUGAAAGACGUGUCCAUCAAAUGCUUGGUGCACCACAAAGGGCUUGAGUCACCGAUUGCUGUAUCCAUGAACACUAAAAUUGGGACGGCUCUCACUAUCCUGAUCUCCGUCACUACGGUGGCUGCCCUGUUGGUCAUGUCCCUCUGCUUCUGCCUUUGGAAGUGUUUCUUACGCAAAGAAGCCGAUUAAUCUACAAGAUGAGACCAGUGGCUGAAAAGAAAAGGCAAUGUUUUUCAGAGCCGACCUUGCAGAAAAGUUUCCCUGCAUCUUCAUCACCAUCAUCAUCAUCAUCAUCAUCAUCAUCAUCAUCAUCAUCAUCAUCAUCAUCAUCAUCAUCAUCAUCAUCAUCAUCAUCAUCAUCAUCAUUAUCUAGGUACGAAGGAAAGAUGUCCUGACACACCUUUAUAGGAUGUCAUAUACAAUCCUAUUUAUGAACGCCAACUGUACAACGACAUUCACCUCUGCUCUUCCGCAUCUGACUCUUAUAUAAUCUCCAGGCUGUCCUCACAUGAAGUCAAUGAGGAAAUGCUGAGCAGAUAACUUUUUCUCUCUGGCUCUGUAAUUGAUUGAGUCCAUGACCACACUCUGCACAUUGCACAGCAAACAAAACAUUGCAUGUCCCUAAAAUACUUUCCUCUAUUUUUCUCUUUCUUUUACGUAGUCCUGAAAAGAUAUGGUUGGUAUUGUUCGAUUUUUCUUAUUCAACAAUAAGACUAAAACCAACAAUGAAUUGAUUCUACUACUAAAAGUCUGAAAUAUCAUACCCCUGCAUUGUUGCCUAAAAACUAUUAAAACUAAAUACUGAGCAACAUGUUGUACCAGUGACCAGAACACUGUAAUUUGUUGUAUUGUGUGUUUAUUUCCGGCUGGAUACUCACUAUUUAUAAGUAACAUUUACUUAAAACUACAGUGACCAGCUAUUCAUUCUAAAAUGCCUUAUUUUUUAAGGAUAACAUCUUAGUUAGUUCCCAACCAAACCAGUAUUGUAGAGGUUGGCUCCUGUUACAUUGGAUACUAGGAAAAAUACAGAAUAUUACCAGCCUUAUCCUUUACAGUAAAUAACAUAGCUAAUUGAAAUUAUGAGCUAAUCAUUAAGGUUUUACUUCCUGUACCUCAGCCGAAGACCUCCUUCACUUCUGUGUAUUGUUAAAGCUGGGUGGGAUCUUCAUUUGUUCAGCAUUGGCUGCAUACCUACUGUGUGUGUGUGUGUGUGUGUGUGUGUGUGUGUGUGUGUGUGUGUGUGUGUGUGUGUGUGUGUGUG
Trematomus bernacchii (emerald rockcod) is the source of this 2498-nucleotide messenger RNA. RefSeq lists its product as uncharacterized. The record is from RefSeq and is a predicted model, not a curated record. The transcript has 8 exons. NCBI's taxonomy places the organism in Eukaryota, Metazoa, Chordata, Actinopteri, Perciformes, Nototheniidae. Bases 299 to 1426 code for a protein of 375 amino acids. Gene Ontology annotation, molecular function: cell-cell adhesion mediator activity.